ACGUCACGUAGAGACUGUGGAGGAUCCGCAUUGUCCUCGCGCACAAAUGAGAGCACGUUAAUCAGUAAUGAGUUUAAUAAGGUGUCGUGCGUCCGGGUGUCUGUAUAAGCGUGUCAGCUGACCCGCAUGACAGAACUUUUCAGCUUUUCGAGUUAGCGUAGGUUGUCUUCUUAUCAUGGCUGUGACACUCUGUGUUGUUUUCAUACUUCUGUUUUUUUUUCACGGCAGUGAUGGGAACCUGAGCUUUGCCUCCUACUAUGGAGACCACAUGGUGCUGCAGAAGUCUCCAGACAGAGCAGUGUUGUGGGGAUUUGGUCCUGAGAGUGAGCAGGUCACCGUCUUCUUAUCAGGACCAGUGACACAGAAAACUUUGGUCACUGUCACGGGAGGCAUCUGGCGAGUCACUCUAGACCCUGUCGAUGCUGGUGGUCCCUACAAUGUGACAGCAAGUUCUUGGAGCAGCACAGCUACACUGACAGAUGUGCUGUUUGGUGAUGUCUGGCUCUGUGGAGGGCAGAGCAACAUGUACUUUAAAAUGUCUCAGAUUUUCAAUGCAUCAGAGGAACUGGCCCUCUCAGCUAAGUAUCCUCAUGUGAGGCCUUUCAUGGUAGCCUUGAACAGGAGUGAAAUUGAGCUGCCUGAUCUGAUUCAAGUGGAACUCCCCUGGUUUGAGCCCACAGCAACUGUCCUCGCAGAGUUUUCUGCAGUCUGCUGGCUCUUUGGACGUUACAUGUAUGACAACUUGAACUACCCCAUAGGACUGGUGGAGUCCUGUUGGGGAGGCACACCAGUCGAAGCCUGGUCAUCUACAAGAGCCCUGCAGAAGUGUGGACUGGAAAAAACUGAAGACAGAUCUCUCAGUCAUAUAGAGAAAAAUUCUGUUAUGUGGAAUUCAAUGAUCCAUCCACUGCUCAAUAUGACCAUCAAAGGAGCCAUCUGGUACCAAGGUGAGGCAAAUGCAGUCUAUCAUCAGGACAACUACAACUGUUCCUUCCCCGCUAUGAUUGAUGACUGGAGGAUGGCAUUUCAUCUCGGCUCAGGGGGACAGACAGCUCUCGACUUUCCCUUUGGGUUUGUCCAACUGUCCACCUACCAAAAACACUCCACAGAUGACGGCUUUCCAAACAUCCGCUGGCACCAAACAGCAGACACUGGCUUUGUCCCGAACCCCAGGAUGAAGAAAACCUUCAUGGCUGUGGCUUUGGAUUUACCGGAUGGAACUUCACCCUACGGCACGAUCCAUCCACGAGACAAACAGGAUGUAGCUUACAGACUGACACUGGGGGCCAGGGCAGUGGUUGAUAAUGAAAGGGACGUUCCCUUCCUUGGACCUUUCCCCAGCCAAAUCCUGUCCACUCAAAUGUACGUCUACAUUACCUAUGACCAAACAAUCUCGGUCACGCCGUCCAAAAACAUUUUUGAGAUCUGUUGCUCAGGGAUAUGGGCCCCAUGCGGGCCAGGGUCCCUCUGGUUUCCAGCUCCGAUCAUACAGUGGGGUCCAAACACCAUCCAGUUAUCUACAGCUCUGUGUCAGGUCUCUGAAGUCGCUGCUGUUCGAUAUGCAUGGAAAGACUGGCCUUGUGACUUUAAAGCCUGUCCAGUCUACGGCGACAGUGGGAUUUUGCCUGCGCCUCCUUUUAUUAUCAAUCGCUUUGCGGGCAAAGGAAGCAUUUGGAAAAGCUACUGAGCCAGAAACUGGGAGAUGGUAUUGAAAAAACCAUUUGUUUUUAUGGUUCUUGAAGUUUAGGUAAUUGGAUAGAAGUGUAGUGGGAUUUACCUAAACAUACUGUAAGUUCAAGACAAAAGGUGAAGAGAGUAAAUUACAGCCAUACUGACAGCAAGUAGAAUUUAGAUAAUUUUAGUCUUUUUCACUAAGUCCAUUUUGAUUAGUCACUUUGUGGUUCAAUCAAUUUUCAUUUAACAUGAACAAAUCAGUUUGGGUGAGAAAUUAAUAUACACUAUAUUGCCAAAAAUAUUCGCUCACCUGCCUUGACUCGCAUUUGAACAUAAGUGACAUCCCAUUCCUAAUCAACAGGGUUCAAUAUGAUGUUUGUCCACCCUUUGCAGCUAUAACAGCUUCAACUCUUCUGGGAAGGCUGUCCACAAGGUUUAGGAGUGCGUUUAUGGGAAUUUUUGACCAUUUUUCCAGAAGCGCAUUUGUGAGGUCACACACUGAUGUUGGACGAGAAGGCAUUCAUCACUCCAGAGAAGGCGUCUCCACUGCUCUAGAGUCCAGUGGCGGCGUGCUUUACACUACUGCAUCCCACGCUUUGCAUUGCACUUGGUGAUGUAUGGCUUGGAUGCAGCUGUUCGGCCAUGGAAACCCAUUCCAUGAAGCUCUCUGCUGAAGCACUGUUCUUGAGCUAAUCUGAAGGCCACAUGAAGUUUGAAGGUCUGUAGUGAUUGACUCUGCAGAAAGUUGGCGACCUCUUGGCACUAUGCACCUCAACAUCCGCUGACCCCGCUCCGUCAGUUUACGUGGCCUACCACUUCGUAGCUGAGUUGCUGUCGUUCCCAAACACUUCCACUUUCUUCUAAUACAGCUGACAGUUGACUGUGGAAUAUUUAGGAGCGAGGAAAUGUCACGACUGGAUUUGUUGCACAGGUGGCAUCCUAUCACAGUUCCAUGCUGGAAUUCACUGAGCUCCUGAGAGCGACCCAUUCUUUCACAAAUGUUUGUAAAAGCAGUCUGCAUGCCUAGCUGCUUGAUUUUAUACACCUGUGGAAGUGAUUGGAACACCUGAUUCUGAUUAUUUGGAUGGGUGAGCGAAUACUUUUGGCAAUAUAGUGUAUUUUCUGAGAGUGGGGCAGUCCCAGACCCCAUGAACUACAAAAAAUCUCAGUUCAUACUGUCUGAAUGUCAUGCUUAUCCUGACACGCAUUCAACGUUGUUUUCACAAGUCAGUCAGAAAGUAAUAUCCAUUUGUUCACUCUUGUCUUACCAGAAUGAAAGACCUUUAGACCAAUGCCUCUAUGUUUGUCUUAGGUUGAACUCAUCAGCAUUUGUAUAGUUUUUCAAAAGAUCAUUCUGUCUUUAAAAACUCUAAAAAUGAAGCAAAAAAUAUUCCAUGCAGUCAGUAAUGUCUUCAAUUUGAUGUGUGGGCAUAUCUGCUGUGGUGCACAAACCAAAUUUCCCUAUUGUAUUGAUAAAGUAUCUGUACAAUUUUGAUGUGAUAAUUGUUUCUCUUAUAUACAAUAUAUGCUGGUGCAACCACUGCUGGACUGUG
Messenger RNA from Amphiprion ocellaris (clown anemonefish), 3227 nucleotides. It is a transcript of the gene siae, whose product is annotated as sialic acid acetylesterase. The coding region runs from base 176 to 1687 and encodes 503 amino acids. The record is from RefSeq and is a predicted model, not a curated record. NCBI's taxonomy places the organism in Eukaryota, Metazoa, Chordata, Actinopteri, Pomacentridae. Gene Ontology annotation, molecular function: sialate O-acetylesterase activity. The transcript is spliced from 10 exons. Gene Ontology annotation, biological process: carbohydrate metabolic process.